Messenger RNA from Schizophyllum commune H4-8, 1114 nucleotides. RefSeq lists its product as uncharacterized. The record is from RefSeq and is a predicted model, not a curated record. Bases 172 to 741 code for a protein of 189 amino acids. NCBI's taxonomy places the organism in Eukaryota, Fungi, Basidiomycota, Agaricomycetes, Agaricales, Schizophyllaceae. The transcript has 3 exons.
ACGAGGGAAUGCAAAGUCGAUUGCCCUCGUCCUCGAUUGCUCGUCGCCGCACGAUGAUAUAUAACACCCCCGGCGGCGGAAUGGGCUCCUCACUUCCGCCGCUGUCCUCGACGCCGCCCUCAGCACCUCAACGACUCAGCACCCCUACGACUUAGCACUUCGACGACUAUCAUGUCUGCCGCUGCCUCUACCGCCUCCACCUCUUCGACCGCGAUCGUGCCUCCUCCGCGCACUUCGUCGCUCCCGGUCCCCGCCUCGGUGGUCACCCACGACGCGCACGCCGCCCUCGAGAUGAACCCGAUGGACUCGUUCUUCGGGUACGCUCUCAACGGCGCGGCGCCCACCCACACCAGCCGCCACGAUCGGCGCCUGUCCGCGGACGUCGAGGCUCCCCCCGCAUACGAGGAGGACCCCUCCCCGCCGGAGUAUACGAAGAAGUACGAGCCGACAACGCUCGCGAUGUUCCUCUUCAAGUUUGGCUUCUUAUUCCCCCUCUUCUGGAUCAUCGGAUCCUGCAUCCUCCUCACUCCCCUCUCCGCACCCGCGCCCUCGUCCGAUGAGGACGUCGAGGCUGCAUGGAUGCCUGAAAAGACGGAAGAGGAGCGUGCGCGCAUCGUCGCGCACAUUCGUAGCGUGGAGGUCAAGUGGGCGAAGAGAUGCCUCUUCGCUCUGAUCACCCUCCUCGUCCUCGCGGCGGUCGCUGGCGUUGCCAGCUGGGCCGUUCUCUCGCGCCAGCUAUGAGCUCGGCUGCACCCUGAAACACGCUUACGCGCCCUUCGCGGCGUCCAUCAGCAUGCCCAACCUUCAACUUCUCUCAACAACUCAACGACCGCAGCGUCUCGCGCGUCGAACACCACCGUCCUUGCCUCCCUCUUCGGCCUGUACUUCUAUGCGCCUCUGCGAGGCCCGCCCGGAACUUUUGUUGACUUCCCAUUGACGCCUUUUCACGCCCUGGACCUCCGCAUUCACGCUCCCCUCUCAACGACCACGCUUCUGUAUCACGAAACCACCCAUGCUACUGUAUCCUUAUUGACUAUCAUUAUGCCUUUCAUACUUCUUCAUCACGUCUACCUACGAUGUUGCAACAGAAUAAAACGAAAUUGUACGAUCUAAA